AUGACAGAUCAGGACAGCACCUACAGACCCCGUUCACCCGAUCUUUCCACCUUCCAGCCCUCUAUUCCUCCCGCCGUUAACUCUCCCAUCUAUCCUCUCGCGAGUCCUCUGGCACACCGCGCUUCCUACGACUCCUCACCUUUCUUUACCCCGCAAUAUCAGCAACCACCGGCCCCGCUUGGUCGGGUCCCUCAGCAGUACAUACCACCAUUCAUAGACCCAAACUCUCCUCUUUCACCGGACAUGGCUCGUCGAUCCUCCCGUCUGGCACGCGCAACCGAGGUCGCGCCCAUGCCAGAGGUCGCAUACGCGCAGCCAAUGCUCUCGGAAGAGCCGCAGCAGCUCCCUCCGCCGCAACCUAACCAGGUGGCCACCAUUGAGGUGAAGACAAAGUUUCCCGUCGCGCGUAUCAAGCGUAUCAUGCAAGCAGACGAGGAUGUCGGAAAGGUGGCACAAGUAACUCCCAUUGCUGUCUCGAAAGCCUUGGAACUCUUCAUGAUUUCUCUGGUCACCAAGGCAGCCAAAGAAGCUAGAGAUCGCAACUCGAAACGCGUGACCGCGUCGCAUCUGAAACAAGCGGUCGUCAAGGAUGAAGUUCUGGAUUUCCUGGCCGACAUAAUCGCCAAGGUUCCCGACCAACCUACCGGUGGAAGGAAGCAUGAUGACGAUGGCAGCGACCAGAACGAGCAACCAAAACGAAAGCGAGGCGGGCGGCGGCCCAAGGAAGAUAGUGACUAA
Messenger RNA from Aspergillus lentulus, 738 nucleotides. It is a transcript of the gene nctA, whose product is annotated as negative cofactor 2 transcription regulator complex subunit BUR6. Gene Ontology annotation, molecular function: protein heterodimerization activity; core promoter sequence-specific DNA binding; RNA polymerase II general transcription initiation factor activity. NCBI's taxonomy places the organism in Eukaryota, Fungi, Ascomycota, Eurotiomycetes, Eurotiales, Aspergillaceae. Gene Ontology annotation, biological process: transcription by RNA polymerase II. Gene Ontology annotation, cellular component: negative cofactor 2 complex; nucleus. The record is from RefSeq and is a predicted model, not a curated record.